Echinostoma caproni is the source of this 150-nucleotide messenger RNA. The record is from the annotation of a GenBank genome assembly. Lineage: Eukaryota; Metazoa; Platyhelminthes; Trematoda; Plagiorchiida; Echinostomatidae.
AUUGAGGCCGAGCAAAAACACAAUAUGAUAAUCUAUCGUAUUCGCAGCACAACAGAAGAGGAUGAAAUCAAGGUCAAAUCAGAUGCGAAUGAAGACUCAGACAGCGUUGAGCAAGACAAGGCUGCCGAAUCUGAUCCCGAUCAGAACUAA